AUGGAUUGGUUACGCAAAAUCGUAAGUGGAAAGAGAAGGAGGUUUCAAGAUAAUCACUUUGACCUAGACAUCACUUAUGUUACUCAUAGAAUAUUGGCUAUGUCUUUUCCUGCCUGUGGGGUAGAAUAAAUGUAUAGGAACAACAUAUCAGAGUGGGAGGAUCAUCAUUCCCCUGCAUUGCAUAUAUUAUUUGAAGCAUGUGAAAGCAUGUAUAGGUUCCUUAAAUAGGAUCCAUCGAAUGUAGUAGUAGUCCAUUGCAAUGCUGGGAAGGGUAGAACUGGUACACUAAUAAGUUGCUUCUUGAUUUACAGUGGAUUAUCAGACAAUGCUAAAGAUGCUAUGACUUAUUAUGGAUGGAAGAGAUUUAGUCAUGGUCGAGGAGUGACAUAGCCAUCUCAAAUUAGAUAUGUUUACUAUUUCGAAUAGGUUUAUAAGAAAUAAGUAAAGAGUCCAGUACUUAAAUAACCAAAGCAAAUUACUAUUCACACUAUUCCUUUAGUGUCUAAGAAAGGCCAUUGUAAACCAUAUAUCGAGAUUUUGAAUGGUACUGAUUUCUAAACAAUAUGGACUAAUAAAAAUUCUAAGAAUCUGGCCAAGUAUAAGUUCAAGGAGACUCAGUAUGAUUAUAAAUUUGAAUUUAUUUAUUACAGAAAGCAAUCAAUGACUACACUGAUAGAUGAUAAACUUAUGCUGAGCAGUGAUUUGUACUUCAGAAUAAAGCAUUUGGGUGGCAUUAAAAACAAAUUAAUCUGCCGCUUUGCUCUCAAUCCAGCCUUUAUCUUUGACAAUACCAUUUUUCUAACUAAGAAAACUGUAGAUCCAGAUAAAAUUUAGAGAAGUCCGAUGUAUAGUAAGGAUUUCAAGAUCGAAAUAUAAUUUGUGGAUGUUUGUAUUAAUUGCAAAUCAACCAACAUCAUUGAGAAGCAGUGUAACGAAUGCCUCUUUAUGAUGGGCCAGGACAAAGAAUAUUGGAAGUUUGGAAUGAGACAAAAACAUAUACGGAAGAGACUGAUACAGAUAAUGAUGAGAGUGAAAACUCAGACUAUCAUUAAACUGAGAAUUGUCUUGAUAAGCAUAUACCAAGAAGAUGUAAAGUCUUUUGGCUAAUUUAAUUCAGAAUCAUUUGAUGCAGCAACUCGUUUAAGAAGCACUAAGCUUGAAAGAUUGGAAUUCCUCACAGAGGGAGAUUUCUAGUAUGUAUAUGUAAAUGACGAUGAGGAUGAUGAAGAGGAAAUGAAAAUGCAUACUAAUCCAAGAAAUAGGAUAUCAACUAAGUUAAAAAUAAUAGGACCUGGAGAAAGCUUAAUCAAGGAUGAAUAGUUUGAAUUUUCUAAUCAAAGCACUCUUCUUAGCAGUAUUAAAAACUGUGAAGUUGAGUACGAACGAGGAAGAUAAUAUGCUGUGAGAUAAUUAAGUAGAUAAGAAAUCAUGCUAAAUGAUUAUUUAAAGGACAACACUCCCAUGAUAAAGUAACAAUCAAUGCUCGAAAAAAAAGACUCAGAUAAAUUUGAAGUUCCCCUCUAUAUACCUAUGCUCCAAAAGAAAUCAAAAUCUGCAAGUCAUAAGCAAGAUAAGUAUUACAAAAACAAAAGAAAGUAGCAAGGUCCUCAAACUAAAUAUAGGUAGAAGUUAGAAAUGAUGGUUAGGACAAGGAACGCCGUAUACUUCAAAUCAAAUAGUAAUCAAUUUCAUCGCUAGAUUACAAGGGAAAUCGAUUACGACUUGCAAAGAGUUAAAACAAUCACAUUCUAGGACUAGGAGGAUAUGUUCGAGUAGAAUCUAGCUAUUUAUUAAUAGCUCAGAGAAUGA
Molecule: messenger RNA, 1809 nt
Organism: Stylonychia lemnae
Lineage: Eukaryota; Ciliophora; Spirotrichea; Sporadotrichida; Oxytrichidae
Source: the annotation of a GenBank genome assembly